AUGCGUACCGUUCCGCUUCUGCAGCUGGCAUUGUGGACGUCGUCCGCCUCCGCAUUCUUCCCUUUCACCCCAGACUGGCUGCAGGAGCAGGAUGCAACAAUCUCCUCACGCGAGGCAAGUCGAAAUGUUGACGCGGAGGGCGCCUCAGGGUUUAGCUUGGGUCUCCAACGCAAGCCGGAUUUGGUCAGUACAUGGUGCGAGUCGUCCGAUCCGACGACGGUGCUAACCUUUGGGAUCCAGACAUCGACGAAGCCCGCCGAGAGAGCCGCUCAAGAGGCCAAGCGCCUGGCGACCAAGUACGGACGAUCCCGUUCCGCCCAAGCCGAGACUCGUCCCGAUGUCGCCAAGCGAUCCAACCAGUAUCAGGUCAUGGAGGCCGCCACCCCCUCCAACGACAUGACCGCCGGCAUCAACCAGGACGGGGCAGACUACUCCUAUUUUGUCACGGUCAAGCUCGGGUCAAAAGGCAAGUCCAUGUACAUGCUGGUCGACACGGGCGCCGGCUCUAGCUGGGUCAUGGGCUCCUCAUGUACAGACAAGGCCUGCACCAUGCACAACACGUUCGGCCCCGGCGACUCGAACACGUUUCAGACGGCCAACAAGGACUUUUCCAUUUCGUACGGAUCGGGUACCGUGCGUGGAACCCUGGCCACCGACACCAUCUCCUUGGCCGGUGUCUCGUUCACGUACAACUUUGGCCUCGCCUCCAACACGUCAGACGACUUCACCCGCUUUGCGUUUGACGGCAUUCUGGGCCUGUCCAUGAGCCAGGGCGCCAACGACAACUUUAUCAAGUCGAUGGGAGACGCCAAGAAGCUCGACAAGAACAUGUUUUCCAUUGCCCUGAACCGGGCUUCGGACGGCACCAAUACGGGUGAGAUCCGGUUUGGGUCGACCAACUCGGACAAGUACACGGGCGAUAUCACGUACACGUCCGUGAGCUCCAGCGACGGAGACUGGGCCAUUCCCAUCGACGACAUGGCGUAUGGCGGAUCAAAGGCUCAAGCCGGUGGAGUCAAGAGCUACAUCGACACGGGCACCUCGUUCAUCUUUGGCCCCGCAGACCUGGUCAAGAAGGUGCACAGCGUCAUCCCCGGCUCCGAGAGCAGUGACGGGUUGACCUACACGGUCCCCUGCGACAGCAACAAGCCCCUGACGCUGACCUUUUCGGGGGUCGACUUUACGAUUUCUCCCACUGAUUGGGUUUCGCCCAAGGACAGCUCGGGCAAGUGCACGAGCAACGUUUACGGGCACGAGGUUGUGACGGGCGCCUGGCUCCUCGGCGACACGUUUCUCAAGAACGUGUAUGCCGUCUUUGACAAGGACCAGAAGCGUUUCGCGAAGCUUGCUGGCGCGAGCAAGACCAGCUCAAGCUCGAUUAGCAGCAAAGGAACGGCCUCGGCGACGGGAACUUCGACGACAUUGGUCACCGGCGUGAGCUCGCAGCAGUCGGGCAAGCCGACGAUGGGCCUCGGCGGCCAUGAGACGCAGACUACCGGCACCACGGCCACUGGCGACGCCGUCAAGCCGUCAGAGACGUCGCACUCUGCAGCCCCGGCCGGUGGCGCGCGCAUCAGCACCAAGCUCUGCACGGGUAUGGUGAUGGCGGCGCUCGUGGCGGCGCUGGCCUGA
This is a messenger RNA of Purpureocillium lilacinum, 1632 nucleotides long. NCBI's taxonomy places the organism in Eukaryota, Fungi, Ascomycota, Sordariomycetes, Hypocreales, Ophiocordycipitaceae. The record is from RefSeq and is a predicted model, not a curated record.